AUGUUGGUUGCUAAUGAGAGCAUUGGGGAGAUUUUAUUUUUGCAACAAAUAUUUCAGGUUGUGCUGUCUGAGGAAGUAAUAAUCAAAAUUAUUUUACCAAUGUUCUUGUCUUUAUUUUUUAUCUAUUUAAAUAUCAUCAUGGUCUACACUCUUUGGAGUAAGCCUGUUUUUAAAGAGACUCCACGCUAUAUUCUGUUUGCCCACAUGCUUCUCAAUGACUCAAUUCAACUUCUCUUUUCCUCCCUGUUACUCAUCUUCAGUUUGUCUUUACUGAAGUUAGUCACAGCUGCUUGUGCUUUCAUAGUUUUUGUUUCAGGUACAACAUCCUGUAACGCACCUUUAAACCUGGCAGCGAUGUCACUAGAGCGUUAUUUGGCCGUAUGCUUUCCUCUAAAACAUGUUCAAAUAGCCACUCAAAGAAGGACUUAUGUUGCUAUAGGAAUCAUUUGGUUUAUUACUUCUGUAAACUUUAUAAUUGACAUGCUUAACAUAAUAGUAAUAGAUCCUAACUAUCUAUCCUCACAAAUCAUUUGUAAAAGAGUAACACUUUUUGUUACACAAUGGCAAAAUGAUGUUUAUCAUAAAGUUGGCAUAAUUUUCUUUGUGUUAGUCUCUAUGAUCAUCCUUUUCACUUAUAUCAGCAUUUUGAUCACAGCAAGGUCCAUUUCCUGCAAUAAGGACUCUGCCAUAAGAGCACACAAGACCGUGCUGCUGCAUCUCAUCCAGUUGGGUCUGUGCCUCACCUCUUAUCUUUAUAACAUUAUUGAGCAAGCUGCUUCAAUGGUUGGCAGUAGUAAACGUUUUGCAGACUUGCGUUACUUAAAUUAUUUGUUUGUCCUGGUCUUGCCACGUUGUCUAAGUCCACUUAUUUAUGGACUGAGAGAUGAUUCUUUACGGCCCUUAUUCAUGUACUACUUUCUUUGUGCAACAGGAAAACACAAGCCUACAGUAAAAGUUUACUAA
Clarias gariepinus (North African catfish) is the source of this 963-nucleotide messenger RNA. Its product is annotated as odorant receptor 131-2-like. Gene Ontology annotation, biological process: G protein-coupled receptor signaling pathway. Lineage: Eukaryota; Metazoa; Chordata; Actinopteri; Siluriformes; Clariidae. The transcript has a single exon. Gene Ontology annotation, molecular function: G protein-coupled receptor activity. Gene Ontology annotation, cellular component: membrane. The record is from RefSeq and is a predicted model, not a curated record. The coding region runs from base 1 to 963 and encodes 320 amino acids.